Molecule: messenger RNA, 3186 nt
Organism: Pelagomonas calceolata
Lineage: Eukaryota; Pelagophyceae; Pelagomonadales; Pelagomonadaceae
Source: the annotation of a GenBank genome assembly
CACUCGGCGGCAGUUCGUCCUAAUAAGGCGCAUUGCGCAAGGCGCGCUGCGCCCCAGAGUUCGCUGUACGCAUCCAGCAGUACUUGACUGCACCACAAACAGAUAUGGAGACGCGCCGCGCGCGCUGGGCGCGAGUUAGCUUGUUAGCAGCCGUUGCGUGCGCUGCGCCGCGCACGCCGCGCGCGCGGGUCGCGCGGCCGACGCCGCUUGCCGCGCGCGCCAUAAACGUCGAAGGCGGCGCGCGAGAAGCGGACCGCGACGCCGUGGACACGGAGAAUCGCGAGCGCUUGUCAGUACCGGUGUCACAGCACACAGAACGCUUGUCAGUACCGCCCCGCCCGCCCCGCGCGCGGGUCAACACGCCGUCGGGCUCCACGACGACGACGACCCCAAAACACACAGGUACGAAGCCUACAACAGCCUCCACAGCCUCGCGAACGCCUACCGCAAGCCCUUCGAGGUGCCCGCGGUCGUCGUGGUCGGCGCCCAGUCCGCCGGGAAGAGCGCGCUCGUCGAGGCGCUCAUGGGCUUCCAGUUUAACGAGGUCGGCGGCGGCACGAGAACACGAAGGCCCAUCGCCCUCCAGAUGCACUACAACGCGGCCUGCGACGAGCCCGCCGUGUACAUCAUGGACGAAAGGUUCGUGGGCGGCGAGCCGGUCGCCGACGGCGCGCCCCACGAGCGCCGAGCGACCUUGGCGGAGGCGCGACGCUUCAUCGAGGAGGAGAACCGACGAUUGGAGCGGGACGCUCAUAGAAGCUUCGAAGCGCGGGAGAUCGUCAUUCGCGUCGAAUAUAGACAUUGUCCCAACCUUGUUUUAGUGGACACGCCCGGCUUAGUAGGUGACGUGACCGCCGCGGACGAGGCCGACGAUGCCAGAGAUAGUCCUACGAGAAGGAACCUCAAGCUGCAAGCGCGAGAAGCUUAUGAGUUGGCUCUGUCGAAAGCAAAACAACGGUCCGCCAUCCUGCUGUGUAUUGAUGACCACAAUGAUUGGGGCCUCGCGUCGGCGGCUAGACGACUCUGUGCCGACGCGGACCCGACGCUGGCGCGAACGGUCGUGGUCAACACGAAAUUAGAUACGAAACUCGUCCAGUUCAGCGGCGCGAGGGACAUCAUGCGCUUCCUGCGGGCCGGGGUUUUACAAGAUCUCCACCCUCGGUUACUCGCGGGACCCUUCUUCACGUCCGUGCCGUGUGGGAGAGUAGCGUCACCAAUCAGCUCACAAGGAGACGUUUAUGAGAGAAGGGACGACGACGAGGCCUGGUUUGCGGGUGCUCCCGCUGAUGAUGGUGUGGCCUAUCGGCAAGAUGCCGAAUUCAGAGCCGCCGUCGCGCGGGCGGCACGGGCGGACGCUUCUUUGGUGCGAGCGAAACUGGGCCACCAGGGUUUUGGGACCGUGCAGGACCGGUUAGGUGUUCAUGCUUUACGCAGAUUCCUCGAGAAGCAUGUCGAGCGCCAGUACCGCGCGAACGUGGCGCGCGUCGUGCCGUUAUUGCGCCAGGAGCGCCAGGCGACGGAGGCGGCCCUGAAGGCGGCGGACGAAGAAUUGGCCGCAUUGACGCCGGAGCGGUUGCGGAGGUCCGCCGAGGCCGUCGCGGACAAGUUCUGUAGGUCGCUGGGGGCGGCGGUCGCGGGUUCCGUGGCGGCGGAGACGAAUAUUUAUGGCGAGCGGUUGGCUGAUGAACGCGUGAGCGGUGGGGCGUUCUUGGCGCCGGUCGAGACCCUCGUCGAGGAGGACGAGGACGUCGAGGAGGACAGUGGUGAGCGCGUUCUCAGGGGAGGCUUCUUCCCCACCACUUCCAGUAGAAGAACACCAGGCGUGCGGGCCGCGGCGGCGGCGUUCGUGCAGCAGCCCGACGUGGCACAGGGCAAAGCCUCGAUGGAGCUCACGUUAAGUCAAACAGCGUUGGACGGUGCGGUCGGCCACGCCGACGCUGCUCUUUAUGGCGGCGCCCAGUACCGCCGCGCGUUACGGGAGUUCGCUCUAGCCGUGAGACAUUUAUCAUUACCAUCGGUCGGCAGCGACGAGAUCGCGAAUGCCCUGGGCGUCGGCGACGCGCACGACGGCGCGGAUUUUGUCAGGGCGUCCUGCGUGAUCGCGGUGGACAAGGCGCGACGAAGCUUCGAGCCGCAGCUGCGCACGCUGGCGCACCGCGUGUCGCACGUCAUGCGGCGGCUGCCUCCUGCAUUAGAAAGGAUGAUGGAGCUGCAGGGCGGCACGCCGUCGCGUCGGGUCUUUUCUGAGGAAGAGCCGGCGCCGUCGACGUCCGACGCCGUGCGCGAAGCGCGCGGCGGGCCGUCGACUUUGAGGAAAGAAGCGGACGGGCCGUACGAGGCUGUGAUGAGAUUAGUAGCGUCGAUCUACGACAAGUACGUCUUGGAGCUUGCGGAUCGGGCGGUAGCGAGAUGUCGCGACGAUUUGGAGGCCAUGACGCGCUUCGUGACCUGGGAUCUGGCUUCUUCGUCGGAUGCGACGUCGUCGAUGGCCGCUGCUCUAGAACCCACACCUGACUUGGCCCAGAACGUCCAGGCGGACAUGGCCGCGGCGCGGUCGGCCUUGGACAAUCCCCGCUCUUCCAAAAAGAGCAAAGCUAGAAGAUGGUUCAGCGCCAGGGACGAGAGUGCCGUGGAAGCCGCGAUCGUCGACGACUGGCGCGACGCGUUCGGCGAGCAGAACGACAACGUCGACGUGCUCAAGCAGACGCUGGCGACGCCGAUUGGCUCCUUGUCACCGGUCACGCCGCCGCACGAGGUCGUCGGCUCUCUGGUUAGACGCAUCGCGGCGGCGUGGCGCGAGCACUUCGCGCGGACGGUCGCGGUGAAGUUCAACUGCUUCUUCCUGAUGCCGUUCGUCGACGACUUUCCCCUGUAUCUGCGGGAGCACUUGGACGACGAGGUCAACUCGAGCGAGGGCUGCCCGGACCUCUUUGAUGUGGCUAGAGCGCGAGCGGCUCUAGAAAAACGGCGCGACGACCUCGCCAACGAGCUGGCGGCGAACGCCAAGCUCUGCGACACGUUCGACGAGAUCCAGCGGGCGUGCGUGAGCGAGGCGUUCGACUAGAUUUCCCCCUUUACCCGCAAGAAGCGGGCACCCCAUCCCCUUUCAUCGCGUCGCGUGUAAGAGAAGAAAAGCUACUAGGACCCUCGUUUUAGUCGUUCUUGUACUUGGUCGGGCUGCGUCGU